Rubroshorea leprosula is the source of this 1748-nucleotide messenger RNA. Lineage: Eukaryota; Viridiplantae; Streptophyta; Magnoliopsida; Malvales; Dipterocarpaceae. The record is from the annotation of a GenBank genome assembly.
AAUUGCAAAGGUUGGAAAUUUGGGGAUUAGAUUUGUAGCGGCAAGUGCUUCCUUGCUGCCAUAUUUUCUCGCAAGAUCUGUAGAUUCCACAUGUCGAGUGAGAGAGCCAUCGAACUCUGCAAGGCCGCUAACGGCCUCGAAAAGGUCAUCCUCCGCGACGCACGAGGCAGCUCCGCCGAGGUUUAUUUGUAUGGAGGACAAGUGACAUCUUGGAAGAAUGACCAUGGGGAGGAGUUGCUUUUUGUUAGUAGUAAGGCAAUCUUCAAGCCACCAAAGGCAAUUCGUGGAGGAAUUCCAAUAUGCUUCCCUCAAUUUUCAAAUCACGGGUCUCUUGAGCAGCAUGGAUUUGCUAGAAACAGGUUUUGGAGCAUUGAUACUGAUCCACCUCCUCUUCCAACAAACUCAUCUAGUCAGGUUCAUAUUGAUUUGAUCCUUAGGCCUUCUGAAGAAGAUAUGAAGAUCUGGCCCCACAGUUAUGAGUUCCGUCUGAGGAUAGCUUUAGGACCUGGAGGAAAUCUUAUGUUGAUAUCUCGAGUCAGGAAUACCAAUACUGAUGGAAAGCCAUUUACAUUCACAUUUGCAUACCACACCUAUUUCUCUGUUUCUGACAUCAGUGAAGUUCGUGUUGAAGGAUUAGAGACACUUGAUUAUCUAGACAACUUACAGAAUAAGGAGCGCUUUACUGAGCAGGGAGAUGCGAUAACAUUUGAAUCAGAAGUUGACAAGAUAUACCUCAGCACUCCUACGAAAAUUGCUAUUUUGGACCAUGAAAAGAAGAGAACAUUUGUAAUACGCAAAGAUGGACUUCCAGAUGCUGGUUUGCCCAUAUACUUUCUUAUAAAUGUUGAUGCCAUUCAUAUAUGGAGAGGGGGAUAUGAGAGUCCUAAAUUUCUGAAGAAUGACCCAGGGAAGAAUAAGAUUGGAAAUUUUUUAAUAGGAUCAUCUGAAACUCUUCUUUUCUUCUUUUGUGCAGUGGUAUGGAAUCCCUGGGAUAAAAAGGCAAAGGCGAUGGCUGAUUUUGGAGAUGAUGAAUACAAGCAUAUGCUGUGUGUGGAGGCCGCUGCUAUUGAGAAGCCUAUCACACUAAAACCUGGUGAGGAAUGGAGAGGAAGACAGGAACUUUCUGCUGUUCCUUCCAGUUACUGUAGUGGGCAACUUGAUCCUCAGAAAGUUCUGCAAUGUAGCUGAAAGAAUAAGAUCUGUCAUUCUAGUCUAUAUCUGUACAGGUAUGUUUAUGCAACAUGUGGAUGGAUUGUAACAGUGAAUCCUGGCCCACAUUUUUAAUUGGUUACCUCUUGAAUUUCCCUUGGUUAAAGGGUGGAUUCGUGAGUUGCUAGGACUUGUCAAAUAAUGUUGCUUCUAAUGAUACUGAAUUUCUCAAGCAAAAUACUGUCAAAUUGGGUAACCGUUUAAGGUUGUGUUAGUUGUUGAAGUGGUCUAAACAAAAGGGCUUAUAGGGGGGUCAACGUUUCCUACUACUAUGGUGGAUGUGAUUUGAUGUGCAAAAGUUCUAUUAUCCCUUUCCUAUCUCUCCGUAUACUACCUGCCUUUAAUGUGAGAAAAGGCAAUUGUUUCUGUUCCUUUUCAAUAGCCGCUAUUAGAGGCUGUUGUUAUUUUGAGCUGCAAAAGAGGCAGGCAGCUGCCUGAACAAGCCUGUAUUUUUACUUUAUAUGAAUAAUACUUGUCAAGUUUAGUUCUGUUUUACAUGCUUCAUGGGUCACCAUCUAUAAGUCAAACGUGCUUUCCAG